This is a messenger RNA of Pezoporus occidentalis (night parrot), 642 nucleotides long. RefSeq names its product histone H2A-IV. NCBI's taxonomy places the organism in Eukaryota, Metazoa, Chordata, Aves, Psittaciformes, Psittacidae. The coding region runs from base 120 to 509 and encodes 129 amino acids. The record is from RefSeq and is a predicted model, not a curated record. Gene Ontology annotation, biological process: heterochromatin formation. Gene Ontology annotation, molecular function: structural constituent of chromatin; protein heterodimerization activity; DNA binding. The transcript has a single exon. Gene Ontology annotation, cellular component: chromatin; nucleosome.
UUCUCAGCCUAUCAGUGAAGGGGCGAGGUGGGAGAGCGAAACUAUAGCUGAGGAGCGCCGGCAGUUUUCUUUGUUGCGGAGCUGAGGGCUUUUAGCGCUGACAGAUUUAGUGAGUGAAGAUGUCCGGGCGUGGGAAGCAGGGCGGGAAGGCGCGUGCCAAGGCCAAGUCACGCUCGUCGCGGGCCGGACUGCAGUUCCCCGUGGGCCGCGUCCAUCGCCUGCUGCGAAAGGGCAAUUACGCGGAGCGGGUGGGUGCCGGCGCCCCGGUGUACUUGGCAGCCGUGCUGGAGUACCUGACGGCCGAGAUCCUGGAGCUGGCGGGCAACGCGGCCCGCGACAACAAGAAGACUCGCAUCAUCCCGCGGCACCUGCAGCUUGCCAUCCGCAACGACGAGGAGCUCAACAAGCUGCUGGGCAAGGUGACGAUUGCACAGGGUGGUGUUUUGCCCAAUAUCCAGGCCGUGCUGCUCCCCAAGAAGACUGACAGCCACAAAGCCAAAGCUAAGUAAACAUAAGGCUUUCCCUUGUGCUGCACGUUUCCAGAGAAAAUAAUUCAAAGGCUCUUUUCAGAGCCACCCACAAAAUCAUGAAAGAGCUCAAUUAUCCAUAGUAUAAUUACGCUGCCUUAUAUGAACUACUCAA